AUGGCACCCAUACGCGUUGCUCUCGUCGGUCUCUCAGCCUCUGCAAAGGUCACUUGGGCCGCGGACGCCCAUCUUCCCUAUCUUCUCUCCACUCGAGGCAAAGAGCGCUACGAGCUGGUCGCACUACUCAACUCAUCCGUCGAGGCUGCCGAAACAGCAAAGACCACUUUCAAGCUCUCAAAAGAUGUCAAAGCAUAUGGUGAUCCAUCAAAGCUCGCCGCUGACCCAGACAUCGACCUGGUCGUUGUCAAUACGCGUGCCGAUGUACACUUCCCCGUGGUCGAGCCAAGUGUCCGUGCAGGCAAAGGUGUGUUCAUCGAAUGGCCGCUCACAGAGAAUUUCGCAAAAGCAGUCGAGUUGACACGGGGCCAACCGUAUCCGAACAGCAUAAUUGGUCUCCAAGGACGUGUGGCGCCUCUCACACUGCGUUUGAAAGAGAUCUUAGCGACUGGAGUCAUCGGAAAAGUGCUCAAUAGUGAGGUCCGCACGUAUGGAAAUCUCAUGCCACGAGACAGUGUGCCAGAGCGUCUGACGUAUUUCGCCGAUCGUAAGGUUGGCGGCCAUCCGAUCAACAUCUAUUACGGUCAUCUGAUCGACUUCGUGCACGAAGUACUCGGUGAUUGGCAAGACUUCCAUGCUCUUGGACAGAUACAACGCCCUUCGCUCAAAGUCGUUGGCGCAAAUGGACAGGAUGCAGGGAGCGUAAAGUCAGACGUCCCUGAUUUCCUAUCGGUCCACGGUACUCUUCAGAAUAACAAAGGCGUUGUGGCUCCGGGGGCAACUCUCCUGGCAACAUUCCGCCUUGGUCCACAGUUCAAAGAUGAGCCAGGUCUCGUUUGGACGAUCAACGGCGAAAAGGGCGAAUUGAGGCUUGCCGCCCCAGGACCAUAUCUUCAAUCCGGUUACUCUUUUGACGGGCCUAUUACGAUCGUGCAUCACGAACAUGCAACCGACAAAUUGACGGAGCUUGGCUGGGACUGGCCUGAUUGGCAAAAGGACUAUGGACUAAGGGCUAGGAGUGCAGCUGAACUCUACGAACGGUACGCAGAAUGGGUAGAAAACGGAUGUCCUGAUACCGUACCAAAAGAGAGACAGUGGCCAAGGCUGGACGAUGGUGUUGCGCUUUUAAGGGAGUUCGACAAACUCUACAAACAGAUUGAUGCAGAUUGGUGA
Messenger RNA from Macroventuria anomochaeta, 1173 nucleotides. Its product is annotated as oxidoreductase family protein. Bases 1 to 1173 code for a protein of 390 amino acids. Gene Ontology annotation, molecular function: nucleotide binding. The record is from RefSeq and is a predicted model, not a curated record. The transcript has a single exon. NCBI's taxonomy places the organism in Eukaryota, Fungi, Ascomycota, Dothideomycetes, Pleosporales, Didymellaceae.